UCGUCACACCUGCGCUAGACUCUGAGAGGAAAGCACGCGCGGCUCCUGUCAAAGCAUUUUGUUACAAAAACACUUUGGGAUGACUUAAUCUAAGGCUGUGGACUUUAGCAGCGCUACUAAAGCAUGAACACGCUUCAACAGUAUAUGGCAUUGUUUUUAGUAUUGAUCUGGCACUUCAGGUUCUCGGAGACAUAUCCACAGUCUGGUCUUGACUUGGUAGCCAGCAGGACGGGACGCCAUGUUGGCUGCAGAAUGGACCAGGAGUACCCCAACGGCAACAUCUGCUGUUUAAACUGUCCAGCUGGAACACGUACAGCAUCACCCUGCAGCAGCGAUGGACGGAUCGGCCAGUGUGAGGAAUGUGACGACGGGACGUUCACCGAGCACGGAAACGGACUGAAGCACUGUUUUAAAUGCACACAGUGCCGCCGAGAUCAGGAAAUUGUAAGGGCAUGUACUCACACUGAAGAUGCUGAAUGUCGGUGCAGAUUGGGAGGAUUUUGUGACCCUGACCAAGCUUGUGAAGUGUGCAAGAAGUGUUCAAGCUGUGAAGAAGAUGAAGAGAUCGUGAGGAACUGCACCUCUACGGCCAACACAGAGUGCAAGAAAACCAAGCGACCCAACACUGUCUCUGCCCCAGCCAAGGUCUAUGUGAUUGUGCCAAUCGUACUGGGCCUUACUGUGUGUGCAGCUUUUGUGAUAGCUGUCGUGUGGUGGAAAAGGAGGAGAACAAUAGAUUCUCAGAUAAAUGUAUCCAACAGACUGAAACCUGGACCGGAAGAUGAGCCAUUCCCCAAACUUGUUCCUGUGAAUGGUGAGGAGUCUCUGAGGAAAUGCUUCGAGUAUUUCGAGGAAAUUGACUACAACUACCACAAGAGAUUCUUCCGCCAUCUUGAAAUUAACGAAAAUGUGAUCAGGAGCAAAGAGCACCUUCUCUAUGAAGACAAGAUCCACGAGUUGCUGAACAUUUGGGUAGAGAAAAAGGGCAGAGAAGGCUCCUUAAAUGACCUGCUGAAGGCCUUGCUGGAUCUGAAUCAAAGGCGGACGGCUGAGACUGUGAAGGAGAAAGCGGUGAUGAGUGGUCAUUACGUUUGUGAUGAUAAAUGAAAGGUGGAUUGUUUUCAGAAAGUCCUUUUGGAAACAUGAAGUCAAACAUGAGAGUUCCACUUCUGCUGUUGGCUCCUUGUUGCAUCACCUGAUACUGGUGGCAACUGGCCAUAGUGGUCUUCUGGUAUGAAUCUGUUCAGCUGAACCAAAAAAACAUCACUUGUACAUUUAGUCUAGAUGGAAUUGUCCAAAAAGUGAAAGUGAGGAGCAUUUAUGGGUACAAGUCAG
Centropristis striata (black sea bass) is the source of this 1335-nucleotide messenger RNA. It is a transcript of the gene hdr, whose product is annotated as hematopoietic death receptor. Gene Ontology annotation, cellular component: cell surface; plasma membrane. The record is from RefSeq and is a predicted model, not a curated record. The coding region runs from base 124 to 1107 and encodes 327 amino acids. Gene Ontology annotation, molecular function: protein binding. The transcript has 9 exons. NCBI's taxonomy places the organism in Eukaryota, Metazoa, Chordata, Actinopteri, Perciformes, Serranidae. Gene Ontology annotation, biological process: TRAIL-activated apoptotic signaling pathway; positive regulation of apoptotic process.